Messenger RNA from Paramecium primaurelia, 1603 nucleotides. The record is from the annotation of a GenBank genome assembly. NCBI's taxonomy places the organism in Eukaryota, Ciliophora, Oligohymenophorea, Peniculida, Parameciidae.
AUGUCUAGUUUUGCUUCAAGAACAAGCUAAAAAGUUAAUGUUAAAUUUAUUUCUAGAUAAAAGAAUGGUGGGGAGCCAAAGUAACUGUAGAUCCCUAAUUGGAAGCAAAGAAAUAAAAGAUUAAUGAAAUAGAUUAAUAUAUUAAAGGAUUAAAUUAAGCCUUUAGCAAUGUUAGUGCCUUAUUUUAAUGUAGAUAUUUAAAAAAUCAUAUAGAAAUGCAUGGACAUAUGGGAAAGAUUAGUGCUAUAUCAUCAAAACUUUUUGAAAGAGAAACAGACACAAACAAAAGAAUUGGAAUUGAAGUAGCAUCUAUGUUUGGGAAUUUAUCAGAAUUAUUUAGAUCAAAAGUAUCUUAAUAAGUAUAAGUUAGAAUGAACCAGUUUAAGAAAUAAAUAAAAAUUUCUUGGAUUGGUUUCAAAUGAUUGAAACUUUGAAAGUACAAUUAGCCAAUUUCUAAGAAAUUCGUUUAGUUUAUGAUCAUUACAAAAUGAAAGUAGAAGAAUUAGAAAAAGAUAAAUCAAAUGCUUUAUAGAAAGGACAACCUGAAGAUUUCAAAUUAUCUGAUAAAAUUCGAAGAGUAAUUAAAUUAGAUAAUACUGUUAGAAUUAAAGUAAGCUUUCCAGUUCUGAAACCAAUUAUAAAUAAAAACUUUCAGAGAUAUUAAAUAAUAUGAAUAAAUUAUUGGGAAACUAUUUUAAAAUAAUAAAUUCAAGUCUCGAUACAGUAUAUAAUAAUAAUUAUUUAGUUUAUUAAUAUUAAUUAUGAUUUAUAUAUGAAUGCUAAAUCUAUUGUGAAAAAGAAUUUAAAAGCUUUUAAUAAAUUUAAAUAUCCAGAAUAAGAGCCUAUUAUUGAUUUAUUAAAAGAUUAAAAAGAAAUGGCAACAUUAUUAGAAAGAGAAUUUCUAAAAGAAAAAGAAUUAAAAGAAUUAAAAGAAAAAGAAUUAGAAAAAGAAAAAGAAAAAGAAAAAGAGAAAUUAAAUUAAUAAUAAUCAUAAUCAUAAUUUGCACCUCCAUAAUAAACUCCUUAAUGGGAUUUAAAUAAUAAAUUUAAUCCUUUUGGAUAAAGUUAACAAAUUAACUCUAAUGGAUAUUAAAAUAAUUCUAUAAUUCCAUAAUAAAUUAAUACAUAAAUGAAUAACUUUUAAAGUAAUUUUGUUAACUAGUAAUAAUAAUAAUUUGUUAGUCCAAUGACACCAACACAAAGAUAAUCUAUUAACAAUAAUAUAUAUAAUUAGUAAAAUUUCUAAUAACCGUUUGAUGAUGUUGGAUUUUAAAUGAUGACUGAUUUAAGAUAAAGUCAAAUGUAGAAUAGAUAAUAACAACAAUAGUAUGCACAAAGUGUAAUUAUAAGUCCUACAAACUUUGGUAAUAAUAAUAAUCCUUUUGCUAAUUAACAAUAUCUAAAUCAAAGACCUAGUUUAUAAUAGCCAUAAUCAUAAUUAAUAUAAUAAUUUGAUACUCCAUUAAAUAGAAUACAGCCACCAGGAUCAUAAAACCCAUUUUUUGAUAUUGAUAAUGAUCUUUCUAAAAGGGCAAUUUAGGAUAAUCCCUACACAUAUAAUCAAUAAUGGUAGGAUAAUUAGAAAACUAAUCCCUUUUCUUGA